Toxorhynchites rutilus septentrionalis is the source of this 4289-nucleotide messenger RNA. RefSeq lists its product as uncharacterized. Gene Ontology annotation, molecular function: amino acid transmembrane transporter activity. Bases 845 to 3682 code for a protein of 945 amino acids. The transcript has 17 exons. The record is from RefSeq and is a predicted model, not a curated record. Lineage: Eukaryota; Metazoa; Arthropoda; Insecta; Diptera; Culicidae. Gene Ontology annotation, cellular component: vacuolar membrane. Gene Ontology annotation, biological process: amino acid transmembrane transport.
CUAAGUGCAAUCGACCAGACUGGACGCCGGGCGCGACGUAUAAACAGCUUGGUGGAAACAGGCGCCAAUUUUGCAUGCAUUUGGUUUGAAUUAAAUUUUCGGCACAAAAGAGUACUCGAGCCGGUUGGUAGUGGUGUUCUUGUAGUUGUGUCGGUUGCAUGUGAAUAGUAAUAGUAGUGCUGCUGCUGCUGUUGGCAAUAGUUGUGUUGUUAUUGUCAUUUCGGUAGGUGUUCAGUUCUGAAAGAUCAGAUCUUAGCGUCAAGAGCGACGCGUGAUUUUGGCACCACACAACACACAGCCCGUCAGUCGUCAGUUGAUCGUUGGUCGCACAUGCGUUCGGUUCGGAUUCCUGGGAUGCAAAAAGGAUCGUAUACGGGCGAAUAUGAAGUGAAGUGAUUGUUUGCUGGGCCUGUAUCUGAAGCAUUUGUGAUCGGUGCGAAAAUAUUUUUGAGCAAAAUUGUGAGCCUGUUUUAAACUGGAGCAUUAAAGCGCAAGUUGCGCGUUGGGAACAAAUCUACCAUUACGUACAACAAUAAGAUCUAGUUUCAAAACGGUAACCAACUUUUUCUUCUUCUCUACGCGAAUGCCAAUGCCUUGAGUCGCGGUGUGUUGCGAAUCAGCUGUGCAAACCUAAUCGGUGGUAAACCGUAACAACUGGAUUGUGUCAUUUCGCGAUCUCACAUCUUUUUGUUGUGAAGGAGUUCAAGUUGGAACACAAGGAACGACUAAACGCUGUUGGAAAGUCAAGCGCCCGUGCCAGCCUUGAUCAGGAUCGAUAGGUUGUAACAAGUCUCGCUGAAAAAUUGAGUGCUAUCCAAAAACAAAAAUACAAGAUUAGCGUCUCAUGAUGACGGUUGACAAAGGCCACAGUAAUACAGCGUUUGUGGGGGACGAUGAAGUGAACAACAGCAAAAAACCCGUCCAGAGCAGAAACAUCAUUACCAACAGUUACGUCCUGGAAGUGCAGGAAAAGAAACCAGGCCUCGAAACGGACUACAACCCGUACGAGCAUCGACACGUGGAGCACCCAACCACAAACAAUGAAACACUGAUCCAUCUGCUCAAAGGAUCGCUGGGGACGGGCAUCCUGGCGAUGCCGAAUGCAUUUCACAACGCCGGUUGGUUAGUGGGUGCCGUCGGAACCCUCAUAAUCGGCAUCCUGUGCACUUACUGCAUUCACCUGUUGAUUAAGGCCGAGUACGAAUUGUGCCGGCGGAAACGAGUUCCUAGCCUUAACUAUCCUGCUGUGACAAAAACCGCCCUGCUAGAGGGUCCCGAGGCGCUGAAACCACUUUCCAAUGUUAUUAUACACAUAAUCAACACCUUUUUACUCAUCUAUCAGCUGGGCACGUGUUGCGUGUACGUAGUGUUUGUCGCCUCCAACAUUAAAGCCAUUGCAGACUUCUAUACCGAAAGUGACACCGAUGUGCGGCUGUUCAUGCUGAUCAUCCUGCUGCCAUUGAUCUUGAUCAACUGGGUUAGAAACUUGAAAUUCUUGGCACCAUUCUCGACGCUAGCUAAUUUUAUCACACUGAUAUCAUUCGGCAUCAUCCUGUACUACAUCUUUCGCGAGCCAGUCUCGUUCGAGGGACGUGAAGCGGUGGGACAUAUCUCCGGAUUUCCGUUGUUCUUCGGUACGGUGCUCUUCGCGCUGGAAGCAAUUGGCGUUAUUCUGCCGCUUGAAAAUGAGAUGAAAACACCGAAAAAGUUCGGCGGCAACUUCGGCGUGCUAAACAAAGCAAUGGUGCUCAUCGUUACGCUGUACAUCGGAAUGGGAUUCUUUGGCUAUCUGAACUAUGGUCCAGAUGCAAAGGGAUCGAUCACCCUGAAUCUGCCGGAAGAUGAAAUCUUGGCUCAGUGCGUGAAGGGAAUGCUUGCCUUCGCCAUCUACAUCACCCAUGGUUUGGCCUGCUACGUGGCAAUCGACAUCACCUGGAACGACUACAUGAAGAAACGCUUCGGCGAGUCAACCCGUACCACCUUCUACGAGUAUAUGGUACGAACGGUGCUGGUGUUGAUAACCUUCCUGCUGGCGGUGGCCAUUCCCAAUCUCGAGCUGUUCAUCUCGUUGUUCGGUGCUCUCUGCCUGUCGGCGCUUGGUAUUGCCUUCCCAGCGUUGAUCCAGACAUGUACAUACUGGCACGACCGAAAGGGUCUCGAGAAGGUUUGGAUGAUUUGUAAGAAUUCUAUCAUCGGAAUCAUCGCCGUUGUUGGACUGGUCGUCGGAACAUCGACAAGUUUGAAGGAGAUCAUUCUCACCUUCGGAGAACAUGAUUAUCACACUAAGAACCAGACCAGACCCAUCAUCAUCAUCAUCAAGAUGGGCUCCCCGAAAAAGGAUGUCAACUUGGACAUGCAGUUACUCAGCAAGACAUCUUUCCCGGCACGGAAUGGUGACAUGAUAGUGGAUGAGGACUAUGAUCCCCAUCUCCACCGAAAUCGACCGGUCCCAACGACCAAUUUUGAAACUCUAGUGCAUCUGCUGAAAGGAUCUCUCGGAACCGGUAUCCUCGCUAUGCCUCAGGCAUUCUACAAUGCUGGAUAUAUCUCCGGUUUCAUCAACACUAUCCUGAUCGGGAUACUGUGUACGUACUGUUUACACGUGCUCGUCCAGGCGCAAUAUGUUCUCUGUAAAAGGCAUCGCGUUCCCAUACUGACCUAUCCUAUUUCGAUGAAAAUGGCCCUGGAGGAGGGGCCCCAGUGUCUGAGAUGGUCCUCGCGUUACGCUAUAGCGAUUGUGGACGGAUUCAUGAUAGUCUAUCAACUAGGCAUAUGCUGUGUGUAUAUAGUGUUCGUGGCCUCAAAUAUCAAGCAGAUUGUGGAUCUAUACUACCCGAUGGAUGUCAAAAUUCAUUGCUUAAUCCUACUGAUACCACUGAUGGGCAUCAACAUGAUUCGAAACCUAAAGCUGCUAGCUCCAUUCUCCACGUUUGCUAACAUCAUUACAUUUGUCGGCAUUGGAAUUAUCAUGUACUACGUCCUGGAUGAUCUGCCUUCUCUUUCGGAACGUGAAAUGAUCGCCGAUAUUGGCCGGUUCCCGCUGUUCUUCGGCACCACUUUGUUCGCGAUAGAGGCAGUCGGAGUGAUUAUAGCCCUGGAGAACAACAUGAAAACGCCGAAGUCUUUUGGUGGUUGGUGUGGCGUGCUGAACAGUGGCAUGGUGGUCAUCAUAGCCCUUUACGCCGGAGUGGGCUUCUUGGGCUACCAGAAAUACGGUGCCGACUCGGAGGGAAGCAUAACGCUGAAUCUGCCCCAAAAUGAAAUACUGUCUCGAAGCGUUCGCGUCCUGUUCGCCAUCGCCAUAUUUAUUUCAUAUGGACUGCAGUGCUAUGUUCCGGUGGACAUCAUUUGGAAUACUUAUCUAAUUGAGAAAUUUAGAGAUUCGAACAAAAAACUGGUUUACGAGAUGCUAGUGCGCAUUGUUGUCGUCAUCAUCACUUUCCUACUGGCGGUCGCCAUUCCACGGCUCGGCCUCUUCAUUUCCCUGUUCGGAGCGCUCUGUUUAUCGGCAUUGGGUAUCGCAUUCCCCGCAAUCAUGGACAUCUGCGUCCGAUGGCCCGGGAAGCUGGGCCCAGGAAAAUUGAUCCUCUGGAAGGAUAUCAUCCUGAUUCUGUUGGGUAUUGUUGGUCUGGUGUCGGGAACAUAUACCAGUGUUCGUGAUAUUGUCUACAGUUUUAAGUGAGCUUUUUUUUGCUCACGUCACAUUUUUCUACACCCUUUUUUUCAUUUGAUACGACAAACACUUACGCAAUACAUAGAAUUCUACUAUAUCCAGAGCAAAACAAUACUCGAUAGAGAAUCGAUAGACUGCUCAGGCGAGACCACCGUAACAAAGCCGCACCAAAAAGCCUUUGCUUAAACGAAUGUAAUCAAGCGUAUGGGUUCUCAUAGAAAGUAAUCGUCGAACAAUAUGUUGGAAAUGACUUUGGAAGCAACAUAGGUAUGCUUACAAUCCACAACAAAAAAGCUCAUGCUAAUGCACACUCAACACUCAACUGUUGACCGACAUAUCAUUCUUAGUAAUAUUUUAGAUCAAUCAUGUUUGAGAGCAGUGUUCAAAAUUUAUAUAUUAAUUAGUUAAUUGCACUUUGUGAAAUCUACCGAAAUUAUUGAUAUGUAUAUGUUUACAAAUUCAUUGUUCCGGACAAGCGAAGUUUUUGCGUUUUAGUUAAAACCAUCAUAAUUCUGUUACAUUUUAAUUGAUAAUUGUUACUGAAAUCGUAUUAUUAUUAUUUUAAUAUAUCAAAAUCAUCGCUCAAUGCGCUAGCAAAAACGGAUACCUUCAACAA